Messenger RNA from Thamnophis sirtalis, 2316 nucleotides. It is a transcript of the gene MECR, whose product is annotated as mitochondrial trans-2-enoyl-CoA reductase. Gene Ontology annotation, biological process: fatty acid metabolic process. The record is from RefSeq and is a predicted model, not a curated record. Lineage: Eukaryota; Metazoa; Chordata; Lepidosauria; Squamata; Natricidae. Gene Ontology annotation, molecular function: oxidoreductase activity. Gene Ontology annotation, cellular component: mitochondrion.
CAUUUAGGCAUGGCGGUAGUCGGAGGUUCUCGGGUUCGAGUCCUGCGGCUCCUUUUUGGUUACAGUUCCCGUGCUUGGUCAGCCGCGGCAGCGACGCAAACGGGUCCUCGAGGACUGGUCUAUGAGAAGCAUGGAGAGCCGGCUCAGGUCCUACACCUAAAAAAUGUAGCUUUAGACAAACUCGGGGAUUCUGGAGUCCAUGUGAAAAUGGUUGCAGCUCCCAUCAAUCCAGCAGACAUCAAUAUGAUUCAAGGAUCCUAUGGCAUCGUUGCUGACUUACCAGCAGUUGGAGGGAACGAAGGAGUUGGGCAAGUGAUGGACACAGGAAAUUCUGUGACGACUUUGAAACCCGGAGACUGGGUGAUUCCAGCCGAUGGAGGACUUGGAACUUGGCGAACAGAAGCAGUAUUCGAUGAGAAAACUCUGUUGAAAAUCCCACCGGAUAUUCCGUUGACUUGUGCUGCCACAUUGGGUGUUAACCCCUGCACAGCUUAUCGGAUGUUGUCUGAUUUUGAGACUUUAGAACCAGGGAAAUCUGUCAUCCAAAAUGCAGCCAAUAGUGGAGUGGGACAGGCUGUAAUCCAGAUUGCAGCAGCCAAGGGCAUCAAAACAAUAAAUGUAAUAAGAGAUAGACCAAAUCUCCAGGAUCUUGUAGACAGGCUUAAGUCCCUUGGAGCAGACUUUGUGAUCACAGAGGAGACGCUAAGAAAACCAGAAAUGAAAGAGUUGUUUAAGGAAAUUCCUAUGCCCUCAUUGGCUCUGAAUGGUGUUGGGGGGAAAAGUGCUACUGAGCUGAUGCGUCACUUGAGGCAUAGUGGGACCGUGGUUACCUACGGUGGGAUGUCAAAACAGCCUGUGACCGUCCCAGUGAGUGCACUGAUCUUUAAGAAUGUCAACGUUCGUGGCUUUUGGAUGACCCAGUGGAAGAGGGACAAUGCCCACAGCAAAGAGAAGCUGGAAACAAUGAUAGCCGAGCUGUGCACUCUCGUUCGAAAGGGUCAACUAAUUGCUCCAGCCUGCCGGGAAGUCCCUUUGGUAGAUUACCAAGCAGCUUUGAAGGUUUCCCAGGAACCCUAUGUCUCCGUUAAGCAGAUCCUGCGGAUGUGAAGAUGGUCCGAUGGGAAAAUAACAGACAAUAUUUUCCGUGGAUUUCAAUCCCAGGAAGCUUGAGUGAUUCAGAAUUACAGAACCGAUUUAUAUCCUCACGUCCAUCUUCCAGCUCAACAGGGACAGGCAGAGGAAUGGGGAGAAAACAGUGAAAGAUUAACAUAGACCGGAGAUUACUAUCCAGUAUCAGUGAUGGCAUGGGGAGCUAAAGCAAUUAUAGUUUCUACCCAACCUGGGAAUUCCUUGUAGACUUUCUAGCUUUCUCUCUCUCUCUCUUUUUAUAUUAUUAUUAAAUUUAUCUGUCGUCCAUCAGGUGAUGAUAGAAAUCUGGAGAAAAAAGAGACAUUUCAGCCCAUGGAGGAACGGUUCUUAUCGUGGAGAUUCUCCCAUUAUACUGAUGUAUGUGUCCACACUCAGAAUAUUUAUUAUUGUACAAUGUGGUAAGAAUUCCUCAAGAGCGGAAUGAGAUGGAGCAGAGGCUGGUCCCACUGGAGUUACAGACUUCCUAUAAAUCUAUUUCAGAUUCUGCAAGUUAUAAUGCAUUAGGUAGUGUUGAUCGUCCCAUUGGGCAUAUUCAACAAAAGAAAUUCUGGCUCUUUAAAUCAGGAGGGUCAAAUGCAAGGCCCACAGGCCAGAUUCAGCCCAUGGGGUGCUUAGACCGCCUUGGAAACAGUGAAGGAGCAUCCCGCGGUGUCUCUGCCAGUGAAAAUGGAACUCAGAAGAGCCAUGUGCAGCCCCUUUCAACUCCAUUUUCGCUGGCAGGGGGUUGUAGGAUGUCCCAGCUGAAAAUGGGGCCAUGCCCACCCCAGGCACCCUAGCCACGCCCACCCAGCGCCCCGACGUCAAACACAACCCUGAUGCGAUCCUCAAAGAAAUAAAAUUUGACACCACCACUUGAGAUUAACCAAGAGUGUAGCUUUAUUGACAAAUCCAUCUAGGCACAGCAGAAGCAAAGUCAGUUCUGGGAUUUUCCCAUGAAAACCCACAUCUAGAUAACCCUCCUUUUCCCUACCGGGCCACUCACAGUUCAGAAUUCACCAACUGAGUUCAAUUCUUUUGCUUUGGGAAAAGCUGUCUGCUUCCCUCAAAACAUUCUUCAUCACUUGGCCUUGCAGACGACAUCUCUCCAGCAACAAAUGGUUCACUUGCAUUCCAAAGCCUCCUUCCACUCUUAGGAAUUCACCACCCACCUCCCGUCCCAGUUUGGCA